GCGCGGCCUGAAUUUGCCCUCAGGUGUGGGGGGCGCGGCCUGAACCUGCCCUCAGGUGUGGGGGCGUGUCCCGAAGCUGCCCUCAGGUGUGGGGGCGUGUCCCGAAGCUGCCCUCAGGUGCGGGGGCGCGGCCUGCACCUGCCGCGAUGGGAGGGCGCGGCCCGGCCCGGCCCUGCCCUCAGGUGGGCGCCGCCCUCGCCUCUCCUCAGGUGCCCGAGGCGGCGGUGGCGCCGCUCCCGAUGGCGGCCCCGGGCGGGCUGGGCCGCUGCGUGGCCGCCUUCUGGCUGGCGCUGGCCUUCGACGCGGUGGGGCUGGCGGUGCUGCUGGCCGGCGUGUUCGCCGACGUGUUCUUCUCCGACCUGCUCAUCUACGCGGGCGGCAUCGGCAUCUUCCUCAGCCUGGUCUGGUGGGUGUUCUGGUACGCGGGCAACCUGGAGGUGCCGCCCGAGGAGCUGCGGGACGACGUGGGGCUGUCGGCGCCCAAGGGCCGCGGGGACACGCUGCUGCGGCGGCUGGUGAACGGGCUCAGCCUCCGCCUCACGGCCGCGCUCGCCCCCGCCCGCCCCGCCGACCUGGAGCUGCAGCGCGCCCGGGGCCCCCGUGGCCGCCGCGCCGACCCCGGCAGGAUCUGUUGAAGACACGACUAAUGCUGCCCCAAAAAGUGGGGAAAAUGCUGCAAAUUAUGGAAAGAGAUUCCUUACUCAAGACAGUAGGAUUCUCUCAUUGUGGAAUAACCUCUGCAAGCAUUGUGGACUCUCCAUAAAAUGGACACGUGGAGCCGUAUCUCUGCCAAAAGCACCUAUUUCAGUGUUGGACUGGAUAUGCUUUGAAAUGGUGAAAAAAGAUCCCACAAAAUCUUUUUGAGAAGUGAGAGCUAAAGAGAAUUGAACCUGAUUCACUGAAAUAUCAGUGCAGCUUGUCUUAUAGUUGGUUUUAUUGUUUUGUUUCAAUUAUUAUUAUUUUCAAUAACCUGAAAGGUUUGGAUAAAAAGCUCUUGCACAAUUAAAAGCUCUUGCACUGUUUUUUACCAAGGUCUAGAAGUUAAACUUACUGUGAAUUUUUAUAAUGCCAGUGCAAUACUUUUGUUUGUAAGGGUGCUUUUAAAAUGUCUAUAUUAAACUGUCGACGCAAAGCUGCAAAUGUAGUAGAAGUUGUUUAUAGUGUAAAUACACAAUUUAUAGUGUCUGUGGUAAAAAGUUUCAUUGUUAUUCUGAAAUAACCUGGAAUCUGAGACUUUAUAAGUAGACAACACCAGUGAUGUUGGCAUACAAGUACAUUUUUUGUAGUUACAAAUUAUGUAAUAUGAUGACACUUGGAAGAGUCAUUUUUAGUCCAGUGAUAUUGGAAAUUAUUUUCCUAAUGCUGAAGCAUUUGAGAGAGAGAACAUGACCAAAAGAAACCCUGUUGAUUAACAAGUACCCCAAGGCAUUGUAAAACAUUAACAAACAGUACUUGGAAAAAGAUUUAUAUUAAUGCUAGUGAUACCUAAAACUGUGCUAAUGAUAAAAUUGUGUGGAGAAUUUCCUCAGGAGUUCUUCUGGUUUUGAAGUAACACUAAGAGUGUGGUACCACCAUCAGCAAAUACUGGUAGGGCUUAAAAUUUCAAUGCACAAUUGUUCUAUGCCACACCUCAUUGAAUACUAAAGGUGGAAUUAAGGAAAAUAUUUGCUAAGAACACUGUGGCUGUACUUCCUUAUGAACUCUUGAAAUGUCUUUCAGUGUUUUCUUGUAAAAUUACUGGAGUAACUUAUUUUCUUUGCAUAUUCUCAUUUUUGAAUGCUUUCCAAAUGCUCUAUCUUUUAAGAAAUUCAGAAGAACACUAAACUUGAAGAUCUGCAAUGUGAUUUCUCCUUUACUAUCUGCAGUUUUUAGGUGUAUGCAAUUUGUUUCCUGCUUUUAAUGGAACUGCAAUGUGACACCACUGCAGUGUUACAAUGGCCUGAUUAAAAAAAACCAAACAAACCUGUA
Taeniopygia guttata (zebra finch) is the source of this 1968-nucleotide messenger RNA. Its product is annotated as transmembrane protein 238. NCBI's taxonomy places the organism in Eukaryota, Metazoa, Chordata, Aves, Passeriformes, Estrildidae. The record is from RefSeq and is a predicted model, not a curated record.